AUGCCUGAUUUUAAAGACAUUUGUACGAAGGAAAUAUUUCCAAGUAAAAAAAUAAAAAGGUUUUUUUUAAAAUGCCGAUCUAAGGAAAAGGUCUUGUAUUCCUUUACUUCGGAAAAUGAAUCGAUGCAUGGAGAAAAAUGUCGUAGAAGUUAUAAGAAUAUUUUAAAACAAAAAAUAAAGAAUAUACACUUUGAAAUACUAACACGAAGAUUCCACAAAUGUUUAAGUUUUCUAUAUUUGAUUUUAAUUAUUUUUAGUAAAGACAUUUUGUACAUAUUUUUUGAUAAGGGGCAAAAUAUAUUGAUGGAUACAAUAACUAUUGUUCUAAUUAUUCUUAAUAUUGUUGAAACAAUAUUUCAUUUGUCUAUUAAUACUUCCUAUAUUUAUUAUUUUAUGUUUUUUGAUGUUUUGUCAUUAAUUAUGAUAUUUGGAGACUUAUCUAUUUGUGAAAAUUACGUGUUUAAUUAUUUGUGUUCCUCUUUUAAAAAAUUUUAUCAUGUUGAAGACAUAAAUAAUGAAGAAAUAUUUUAUUUGAUUCAAUUGUUUAAAGCCUUAAAAAUCACAAAAAUGUAUCGGUUGGUUAUUAAAAUAAUCAAGGAUCAUACUAAGGACAAAUACAAGCACCGGAAUGAGUGGAAUUUUGAAAAAAUGGAAAGCAUGAAAAAUAAAACAUGUUUGAAGGAUAAUUUAAAAUUUACAAAUAAAAUGCACUUGACUUUGAUCAAAAGAUUUUUUGUUUCCUUAAUUUUUGUUAUGCUAUCCUAUAUAUUGAUUGAAUUGGUGACAUUUUCAAAGGGGAAUAAAAGUUCGAUGAGCUAUUUUAUAUAUAACAUAGACCGAACAAAUUUUGAUGACCACUAUGAAUCAGAAUUUUUGAAAGCCCUUUAUUUUUAUAGUAAUAUUCAAAGAACAAAAAAUGAUGAAGAAUAUUUAAUAAGUUUUAAGUCAAAAGUAAAAUUACAAAAUUUUGUUAACAAGAAAGAAAUUAAUAUUGGAAAAGAGAAACACAUAUUAUGGGAUUUUACAAAAUCACCCUAUACCGAGAUGAUGAAAUUGUUAGACAUGAAGAUCCCUAAUGCACAAAAUGAGGAAGAGAUUACCAUGGAUAGUACAAUCAAAAAUUCAAGUCAACUAAGACAAUAUGAAAUGAGAGUUUACAAAUCCAAAGAUUUUAUCUUUUACAUAAACAUAAAAAAAAAAAUAAUACAAAAAAUCAAGAAUAUAGUGAUAUUAAAACUAUUCAUUAUAUUGUUUUCCUUUUUUAUAUUGUUUUAUUUUUCGAUCGAGCUAAAUAUUCUCUUGUUUCCAAUAGAAAGUAUAUUGAAAAAGUUGAAACUUAUGAAGUCUAACCCAACAUUAGCUCUAGAAAUGCAAGAGGAGUUACUGAACCAUGAGUUGGAUAAUAUUUUACGAACUAAACAAUUGAAGAAAGAAUGUAUAAAAGGGAAUUAUGAAAUAUUAAAAAUGGAAGAGAAUUUAAUGAAACUGGGAACUUUAAUGCUGCUUGGAUUUGGAGAAGCAGGAGCAAAAAUUAUAUCGAAAAAUAUAAAUGAUCAAGAAAGAAUAAAUUUAUUAAUAAAUGGAGAAAUUGUUUAUUCUGUUUUUUCAUUUUGUGAUAUAAGAAAUUUUACUGAAAUUACUGAAGCUUUAAAGGAAAAGAUUAUGAUAUUCAUAAAUUUAGUUGCAGAAAUAAUUCAUGAGUGUUGUGAUUUUUAUGAUGGGUCGAUAAAUAAAAAUAUAGGAGAUGCAUUUUUAUUAGUAUGGAAAUAUAAAAAAAAUUAUUGUUUAAAUAAAAAUUUGUCCAAUCAAGAAUAUAUCAAAACAGGAGUUACAUCCUAUGAAUAUUAUUCUGAAAAAAAAAAAAUUAACAGAAUUUGUGAUUUAGCUUUUUUAUCAACAAUAAAGACACUGAUAAAAUUAAAACAGUCAGAAAAAAUAAGAACGUUCUUGAAAAGCGAGAAAAUUGAUGAACUUGUUAACAAUAAUAUUAUAGAAUUAAGUUUUGGUUUGCAUUUUGGAUGGGCUAUUGAAGGAGCUAUAGGAAGUCGAUACAAAAUUGAUUUAUCUUAUUUAUCUGAAAAUGUGAACAUAGCUAGCCGGCUACAAGAUAUUUCAAAGAUAUACAAAAGCAAUAUUAUUAUAUCUGGCGAUUUUUACGACAAUAUGUCUGAGAAUUUUAAAAAAUCGCUUAGGAAAAUAGACAGGGUGACAUUGAAAGGAUGCGCAAACCCGUUAAAUUUGUACACUGUUGACCUGUGUCUGAAUAAAAUACAAAAUGAAAAGACAAUAAAUAAGUUCGAUAUUAUUGGUUCAACCUCAAAUUCGGAUAGGAAAAUGACAAAAAUUUUUGAUGAUAUAAAAAAAAAAACAGAAAGAAGAAGACGAAAAAAGCAGUUAUCAAAUCUUGACUAUGACCUAUUUUUAGAAUAUACAAAAAGUAGGGACAUAAAAUUAGUUAAGGUGGAAUAUCCCGAAGAAUAUUUGAAUUUAUUUGAACAAAGCCUGGAAUUAUAUUUGAAUGGAAAGUGGAAUGAAUCAAAAAAACUGUUGGAUAAUUUAAAAAAUAAAUUUUAUUUUGAAGAUAAUAUUGUUUAUCAGUUGCUUGACUUUUUGAGCUCAAACAAUUUCACCACGCCUUAUGAUUGGCCUGGUUACAGAAUGUUUUUGCAUAAGUCGUAA
Messenger RNA from Plasmodium yoelii, 2679 nucleotides. Its product is annotated as adenylyl cyclase alpha. The record is from RefSeq and is a predicted model, not a curated record. The transcript is spliced from 22 exons. Lineage: Eukaryota; Apicomplexa; Aconoidasida; Haemosporida; Plasmodiidae. Gene Ontology annotation, biological process: cyclic nucleotide biosynthetic process; intracellular signal transduction. Bases 1 to 2679 code for a protein of 892 amino acids.